CAGAAUCUCAAGUGAACAGACGUCAGAUGCUGGAUAACGAGAUGCAGUGUUGUUGGGAAGAGGGUAUAGCUGAGUGGUAGAGCGCGUGCUUAGCACGCAUGAGGUCCUGGGUUCAAUCCCCAGUACCUCCAUUUAAAAAUAAAUAAAUAAAUCUAAUUACCCUCCCCCCCCCAAAAAAGAUGAGGUAUUUUUUAUACUCCAUUGCUCUUCAGGACAUGGGCUUAAACCAUUGGAUAUUUAGUUUAUGAAGUAUGUGCAUGAAGUGAGUAUUACCCCACUUACUGUCAAAGCAGACGUGCUCACACCGGAGGAGUACCAACAGUUUAGAAAAGAGAGAAUGAAAGAAAUCCAAGAAUAUAAAAUUAAAAGACAUGUAUUUCCAGAAGCAGAUGACAAUGAAGAAGAAAAGCUUGUUAAAAACAUGAACGACUGUUUACUUCUUGCUGUCAUCGAGGUUAAUGGCAAAAGGGUCAGAAGAAGGCCAGGACUGUUUUGUUGGGCCCUUGAGCUAAGAACUAAAAAUAAAUUUUUUUUUUUAGUGGAUUGUAAAACAAAACAAAACCAAAGAAGAGUAUGUGCUAAAGAUGGAUGUUGGGUAUUGCUGAACUUAAACGUAGCGAACAUUUGGAUUUUACAGUUCUAGGAGACAUGUUGAUUAGAACACACAUGCAGGACUUGAUGUUCCAGGUAACAUGCCCUAUGAGGACUACAGAAGCUGAAAACUGGCAGCUGUGACUUACAAUGGAGUUGACAACAAAAGCAGAGGGCAGCUUCCUAAGAGCCCUCAGGCGUAAAAGGAAGAAGAAAGAAAGGAGUGUGUAGCUAAGAUGAAGAAGGUGGGGGUGGAGCACGUGUUUGAGAUGAAGGCCAAAGAAUAAGUUCAAAAGCUGAAGGACUCUGAAGCUGAUCUCCAACAAUGCCAUGAGCAAAUGAAAAAGAAUUCGAAAGCACUACACAAAAAAUUAGAGGAAAACAGUCCUCAGUCUGAAGAUGAGAAAGCAAACUGGGAAGCUCAACAACGUGCUUUGGAAUAAGCAAACGCUUCUUCAAGACCCUUGGAAAAUAAUGAGAAGAAAGGGAACAUCUUUUAAAACCUCUGUUGACCACCAGUUACAUAAAGCCUCUGAUCCAUUUCUAAUUAAUUUUUGUGUAUGAUAUGUGGUAGGGGGUUAAAGUUCAUUUUUUCCCCAUAUAGAUAUAGGGGUCCAGUACCAUUUGUUGAAAAGACCAUCUUUUGCCCAUUGAAUUAUAUCAGUACCUUUGUUGGAAAUCAGUUGACCACAUGUGUGUGGGUCUAAUUCUAGACCCUCUGUUUUGUUCCCAUGAGCCAUUGCCACACUGAAUUGAUUACUGUAGCUUUAUAGAAAAUCUUAAGUCAAGUGGUAUAAGUGUACCAACUUUGUUCUUUUUAAAAAUUAUUUUGACUACUCUAGAUCUUUUGCUUUUCCCUAUAAAUUUUAGAAUCAGCUUGGCAGCUUCUACGAAAAACCCUGCUUGGAUUUUGCUUGGGAGUACACUGAAUCUGUAGAUCAAUUUGAGAAGAAUGGACAUUUCACAAUAUUAAAUGUGCUAGUCCAUGAACAUGGUAUAGCUCUGCAUUUAUUUAGGUCUCAUAUAAUUUCAUGGAUAGGAAGAAUCAAUAUUCAUCAUCAUUUUCAGUAGCUUCAUAGUACAACAGUAUGUGGUUGUGUCAUUAGUCAUCCAAUUGCCUGUCAUUCCCUGAGAUUCUGUCCAGUUUCCACCUAUUACAGGCAGUGCUACAGUGGAUAUCUCUGUCAUUCUGUCUUCGCACACACACUUGAUUACUUACAUAGAGAAAAUCUGGAGCCAAGUUAACCCUCUUGACUAUUCUUUGCUAUUUGCCUUAUUUAAACUGGUGGUGAUUUACGUGCAGUGGGAUGGGGAAUGCCAGUGAUCAGGCCUGCAUUCGGUGAGGCCCAGUGCACAGUGACUUAGAACAGGGGUCAGCUAACUGGCAGCAGGCCAGGAUUGUUUUGUUGGGCCCUCGAGCUAAGAGGUUAGAAAAAAAUAAAUUUUUUUUGAUGGAUUGUAAAACAAAACAAGAACAAAGAAGAGUAUGUGCUAAAGAUUGAUGUGGCCCACAAAGCUUAAAAUGUUUAUUGCCUGGACCUUUAUAGAAGAAGUUUACUGACCCCUGAUGUAGAGCAAUGCUCUGCACUGGACAGACCUGAUCAGGUCCCCACCCACUACUUACUAAGCCCAGGAUUGACGUUGGCCAAGUUCCUAGCUCCUUUUGCUCCAGUUCUCUUUCUUCAUCUGUGCAACAGGGGCUGGGAGAGUACAAAGAGGUGUGGCAGCCACAGGGCUGUUUUCUUUCUGUCCGAAGUUGCAGGAACUCAAGUAGCCUGACUGCAUGUGUGAAUCGUGAGCAGGCCUCUCACUGUCCGUCAUCCUUGUCUGGGGCACUGUUCGUGGUCCUGGGCAUCAGGCUUAUGACCUGGCCCCGCCAGCUACCUGGAGAGAUGGGGUACAUACCAAAGACACUGAAAAAGCCCACAGACUGCAGCUUGAAAUAGUGUGGGACUGGCGCCAACCCAGUGCACUUGGCCUCAGUGGAAACGAAGAAAACCACAAAUCGGGCUUCAAGUUCCCUGCUGGAGGCCUGCCCUCACCCCAGCGCUCCGCAACCCACCACUGUGGACUGUUUCCAGAGAAUGCAGAUGUUGGCUGCUUCCUGGGGCUAUCACUUUACACAGAGGUGAGCCCAGGCCAGCAUGGGGGACUCCAGGGAAAUUUGCCCUCAUCUUGACUCAAUAGGGGAGGUGACCAAAGAGGACUUGCUGCUCAAAUCCAAGGGCACCUGUCAAUCAUGUGGCGUUGCUGGACCGAACCUGUGGGCCUGCCUCCAGGUCGCCUGCCCCUACGUUGGCUGCGGAGAAUCCUACGCUGACCACAGCACCAUUCACGCGCAGGUGAAAAAGCACAACCUGACAGUGAACCUGACCACGUUCCGGGUGUGGUGUUACGCCUGUGAGAAGGAGGUGUUCCUGGAGCAACGGCUGGCGGCCCAUCCCCCUGGCCCCCCACCUAAGUUCUCGGAGCAGGACUCUCCACCGCCCUCCCACCCUCUGAAAGCCGUCCCUAUCGCUGUGGCUGAUGAAGGAGAGUCCGAGUCAGAGGACGAUGACCUCAAACCUCGAGGCCUCACGGGCAUGAAGAACCUGGGCAACUCAUGCUACAUGAACGCGGCCCUGCAGGCCCUGUCCAACUGCCCUCCACUGACCCAGUUCUUCUUGGAGUGUGGAGGCCUGGUGCGCACAGACAAGAAGCCUGCCCUGUGCAAAAGUUACCAGAAGCUGGUGUCUGAGGUCUGGCACAGGAAGCGCCCAAGCUACGUGGUUCCCACCAGCCUGUCCCAUGGGAUCAAGUUGGUCAACCCGAUGUUUCGAGGCUAUGCUCAGCAGGACACCCAGGAGUUCCUGCGCUGCCUCAUGGACCAGCUGCACGAGGAGCUCAAGGAGCCGGUCGUGGCGGCCGUGGCGCUGACUGAGGCUCGGGACUCGGACUCGAGCGACACAGAUGAGAAGCGGGAGGGUGACCGGAGCCCGUCAGAGGACGAGUUCCUGUCCUGCGACUCCAGCAGCGACCGCGGUGACGGGGAGGCGCAGGGCCGCGGCGGGGGCGGCUCGCAGGCCGAGGCGGAGCUGCUGAUGUCAGAGGAGGCAGGCCGCGCCAUCUCCGAGAAGGAGCGGAUGAAGGACCGCAAGUUCUCCUGGGGCCAGCAGCGCACGAACUCGGAGCAGGUGGACGAGGACGCCGACGUGGACACCGCCAUGGCCGCCCUGGACCAGCUGACCCCGGAGACGCAGCCCCCAUCACCGCGGUCCGCCAGCCCCUGCCGAACGCCAGAGCCGGACAACGAGGCCCACAUGCGCAGCGCCUCUCGUCCCUGCAGCCCCGUCCACCACCACGAGGGCCACGCCAAGCUGCCCAGCAGCCCUCCACGCGCGAGCCCCGUGAGGAUGGGGCCGUCCUACGUGCUCAAGAAAGCCCAGGUACCGAGCACCAGCAGCCGCAGGCGGAAGGAGCAGCGCUACCGCAGCGUCAUCUCAGACAUCUUCGACGGCUCCAUCCUCAGCCUCGUGCAGUGUCUCACCUGUGACCGGGUGUCCACCACAGUGGAGACGUUCCAGGACCUUUCGCUGCCCAUUCCUGGCAAGGAGGACCUGGCCAAGCUCCACUCGGCCAUCUACCAGAACGUGCCGGCCAAGCCAGGCACCUGUGGGGACACCUACGCCGCCCAGGGCUGGCUUGCCUUUAUCGUGGAGUAUAUCCGACGGUUCGUGGUAUCCUGUACCCCCAGCUGGUUUUGGGGGCCAGUCGUCACCCUGGAAGACUGCCUCGCUGCCUUCUUUGCUGCUGAUGAGCUGAAGGGUGACAACAUGUACAGCUGUGAACGGUGUAAAAAGCUGCGGAAUGGAGUGAAGUACUGUAAGGUCCUGCGGUUGCCCGAGAUCCUGUGCAUUCACCUGAAGCGCUUUCGACACGAGGUGAUGUACUCAUUCAAGAUCAGCAGCCACGUCUCCUUCCCCCUCGAGGGACUUGACCUGCGCCCCUUCCUCGCCAAGGAGUGCACGUCCCAGAUCACCACCUACGACCUCCUCUCGGUCAUCUGCCACCAUGGCACGGCAGGCAGUGGCCACUACAUCGCCUACUGCCAGAACGUGAUCAACGGGCAGUGGUAUGAGUUUGAUGACCAGUAUGUCACCGAGGUCCACGAGACAGUGGUGCAGAAUGCCGAGGCCUACGUGCUCUUCUACAGAAAGAGCAGCGAGGAGGCCAUGCGGGAGCGGCAGCAGGUGGUAUCCCUCGCGGCCAUGCGGGAGCCCAGCCUGCUGCGGUUCUACGUGUCCCGGGAAUGGCUCAACAAGUUCAACACCUUCGCCGAGCCGGGGCCCAUCACCAACCACACCUUCCUCUGCGCCCAUGGAGGCAUCCCGCCCAACAAAUACCACUACAUUGAUGACCUGGUGGUGAUCCUGCCCCAGAACGUGUGGGAGCACCUCUACAACAGGUUUGGGGGUGGCCCUGCCGUGAACCAUCUGUACGUGUGCUCCAUCUGUCAGGUGGAGAUCGAGGCGCUGGCCAAGCGCAGGCGGAUUGAGAUCGACACCUUCAUUAAGCUGAACAAGGCAUUCCAGGCGGAGGAGUCACCCAGCGUCAUCUACUGCAUCAGCAUGCAGUGGUUCCGGGAGUGGGAGGCCUUCGUCAAGGGGAAGGACAAUGAGCCCCCCGGGCCCAUUGACAACAGCAGGAUCGCACAGGUCAAAGGAAGCGGCCACAUCCAGCUGAAGCCGGGCGCUGACUACGGGCAGAUUUCAGAGGAGACCUGGGUGUACCUGAACAGCCUGUACGGCGGCGGCCCCGAGAUCGCCAUCCGACAGAGUGUGGCCCAGCCCCAGGACUCAGAGAGCUUACACGGGGAGCAGAAGAUCGAAGCCGAGACCCGGGCCGUGUGACUCAGUGGGCCAGUCUGCCCCACCUUUGCCCUCCUCCCUGCGGAGGGGGUGUCUGUACCCAGAAAAGAGGCCGGCCGCUUUGGAAACCCAGAUGUGUAAAGAGGCAGAAAAGUUCUUUUGGGUCACAGUGAGUAACGCUGCCGCUGGGAAAUAGAUCUGCUUCAGGCUCGUUUAAACGACCAAGGCUCUGCGACAUUAACUCGGGUCUCCGUCCCAGCAGUGCUCUCACGUCACUGCGUCGUUGUGUCCCCCAAACAUGCCCGCUCGCCAGCUCAGGCCUCCCUGUUGUCCCUGGAGCUCUCAGUCAGGGGCCAUGGCCUUGGGACAGACGGUCCGGAAGGGGCUGCCGCUUCCCAGGCUGGGCGCCUGGUCCAGCACCCACUGCGUGUGGAUGGUCAGCGCUGGCGGGCAGGGCGCCGGGCACUUGGCAGGGAGGGUACAGCCGCUUGUCACUGGAGCCCAUUCCUCACGAGGCCCUGCUUCACCUGUGCACCUCCUGGUUGGCACAGGAGUCUCCUGAGUCCUGGGCUGCUCUCAGCAUUUUUCCUGCAGACUAAUAACCCGGACUUAUUGGCGAUGGGGACCGCAGGGCGGGGUUGGCUUUCUGUUGAUGGUGACUGUUUCUGGGUCCCCUCGCACCCUGUGCUGCUGAGCUGGCCCUGUGGAUUGGCUGUAACUUCCCCUGCCAGGGACCCAGAGAAUGAAGCAGAAACACCUCGCGUCGCUGUCACUUGCUGCUAAGACAGCUCCCCUGGGGGCUGACGCUGGAGCAGACAUACCCACUUUCUCCUCAUCACCGCUGAGCUGUGUGGGUUCCCUGGCCCAGGAGGGGCAGCACUGGGGCUGCUCUCACGCGUGGGUCCCGGAAGUGUGUCUUCUGGAUGCUGAGCGAGGCCUCUGCUGGGGCACUGGGACCACGGAGCACAGUGAGGUGGCACUGAAGCCCCCUGGAGGACACAGCGGGGGUCAGGAGAUGCUCACCUUGUCAGGGACAUAGGGAGUGGGGUGUGGGGAAGGAGUCCCAGAACCAAAUUCCCCCAACACCGUGGCCUUCAGUCUCCGGAGAAGCAGUGUCGGCGGCAGUCCCCGCGGCAGUUCUGGCAGAGCCCCUGGAGCGCUCACCACGCGCCCUCACUUCUGUGAUCUUGUUUCACGCGGAUCUGGUUCCUUCCCCACCAAGGCGGCACCCGAUCAAAGAGCAAGCCACUGUGGGAGUCUGGACACUUGCCGCCGUCCUUUGGAAGUUGCUGCCGCAGCCAGCGGCGACCCCAGCGCUGGGCCCGCGGCCACAUGUUGCGCUGUCUGGGACGUGGAGACUCUGCAGUGCGGGCUGUGAUCUCGCCCCGCACCUGCGCGGUCUGGUGUGUGUUCAGAGUGUCGUAAUAAACACAUAUGCGCCCCCACA
Molecule: messenger RNA, 6885 nt
Organism: Camelus dromedarius (Arabian camel)
Lineage: Eukaryota; Metazoa; Chordata; Mammalia; Artiodactyla; Camelidae
Gene: USP20
Product: ubiquitin specific peptidase 20
Exons: 26
Coding region: 2736-5480 (914 amino acids)
Biological process (GO): protein deubiquitination
Cellular component (GO): cytoplasm
Molecular function (GO): zinc ion binding; cysteine-type deubiquitinase activity
Source: RefSeq, a predicted model, not a curated record